Xiphophorus couchianus (Monterrey platyfish) is the source of this 2836-nucleotide messenger RNA. RefSeq names its product transmembrane protein 275a (gene tmem275a). The coding region runs from base 555 to 1166 and encodes 203 amino acids. Lineage: Eukaryota; Metazoa; Chordata; Actinopteri; Cyprinodontiformes; Poeciliidae. The record is from RefSeq and is a predicted model, not a curated record. The transcript has 2 exons.
GAUGGAUCGCUGACGUGGAGACCAGCUCAUCGCAUCCAACGGUCCACAGAGGAGGGCAUAAGCUCUGCGCGGCACUCAGCAGAUAUGAAUUAAGAAAACAUGAAUCCUUUGCCCUGUCAGAUAGGAAGAUGCUUCGGACACGCAGUGUGGAUCCGCCAUUUACGUGACCUGUCAGGCGCUACAAGCAUCUCUCCCCCGGUCCACAUCUGGAGCAGCGAGUCAGCUCAAAAGAAUUGCCGUCUCACCUAAAUUAUCUUCUGUCUCCUGCCGGAUUAGACACCCCACAGCUUUGUCUGACGUUUCCUGUGCCACGGAUUGAAUUCCUCCCAUGACUUGUGCGGCUCGGGGUUGAAAAGGGGGAAAAGAAAGAGCAACGACAGCAGGAUGCACAAUAUCCGUUUGUUGUUGAUGCAGCCUUUUAGCGUGUCAGUAAUUACAUGCGACUAUGAAACGGGGGAUCACCGUGAAAAUCUAAUGGAGUAACAAUGGAAGCACCUUUGCUGGGUCGACAUAAUGGAUAGAAGAUAGACAAAAGAAGUCCCGGACGUAACAACAUGGUCAUCACUGACAGGAGCAACAGCACCUCUGUGCCUAAAAAGGAGCCCAAGAAGAAGAAGUCUCGUCCUCAUGGCCUUCCCUCUCCGGCGCUCUGCUGUGCCUGUGGACUCUGCAUCAUGUUGGCAGGACUCAACAUCACCCUGGUGGGAGCAUUCGCCUUCAGCACACUGGUGCCUUCUGCCAACCCUCCGAUCAUAAUCGGACCCGUCCUGCUGCUGGUGGCCUUCUCCUUCUUUGGCGCCUGCUGCGUGUGCAGCCGUCUCCCUCCCCCGAGCAACUCUCGAGGCUCUCAGGUGGGCGGCAGGGGGGUGGGAUUGAUGGGACACGGCGGGCUGGCCGGUGGUGCGGCGUUUGAAAUAGAGACCAGCGAGCACACGCUGCAGGACACCACAGCUGUGCAGCUGAGCCCCACAUCCUCUGUUGGAUCAUCCAGAGCCUCCAGUCCGGAACGAGAGGCCCCUGGUGUGACCAUACAGGGACCUUGCAAGCUCUUCACCAUGGAGACCAAUGGCCCCUCCUGCACUUCUGCCAUGGCAACGUACUCAGCUUCUGCAGCAGCGGGCGGGGAGGUGAGGCUCAACCUGCCACGAGAAGAAGUGGUCACCUAGCAAAGCAGAAACACCUUUAUAAAAUCCAGAGCUCUAGUUGUGUACAUACGCUUCUGAGUUUGGUUGCUGGGACUGUGUCCUCUUGUUUACGUAAUGCGAUAUAAAUUUGUGAAGAGUGUGGUUUUGAUUUCUCUUUCUGUGCAACAUGUCGUUAGCAUGCAAUGUUGAACACACAUCAGCGUACUUGUGAAUUGAAGCUUUUGGAAUUCCAAAUUCCUACCUCUUUUGUGCUGUUCCCUUAUAAAUUUGCUUAAAUCCAGGGCAUUAUGGACAAUUUCAAUGCAGAAAUGAAGAGGAACACAUUUGUUUCUCUGCACCUGUGGUGACUGCUGACCUCGACCAUCGGCGGAGAUUUCAGAAGGUUUGAGAGAAAACUUGGAUCACAUUUUUAACCUGAAAUUACAUGUGAAAGGUCAGAAGCUGUUCUUGACAUGGGCAAAAUCUGGCAUUUGCUGAAUUGCUGAGCUCAUUUUAGGGACAUACGAUUUUAUAGGUCAAAGGGGACUCAAAGCAACAUUUUCCGAACAGAGACUAAUUUCUAAUCACAAGACCUUUAGCAAGUAUAUUUGCAGUAUAUUAACUCAGUGUUAAACGGUGCAUAUUGUCAAAUCUUUGGAAGCAUAAUUCUUGUAGCUUUUGUCAUCACAAUAGUUAACACUGGGAAUACUGUGUUUCUCUUCAUUAUCCAAACCUUGUGAUAAUGUUUAUUUGUUGUUAAACUUAUCGUGGGGCUCGAUUUAGACUUGUGUGAACACAUGAAGUUCACUUCACCGUAUUUACGACAUUGCAAAACCAGGUUUAUUAGAGUAUAAAAGGUGAGAUUACAUCUGCUCCCAAUCACUGUGAUAUCUUCUUAUCAGCCAUAAGUCUGUGUGAUCACAGGAGACGUUAAACAACUGAUCUCCUUUGAAAGGAAAGUUGCCUUAGAUGAAAAUUUCAGGAUCAUUUCAAUGAGGGCUAAUUAAAAUGUGCAAACUGCAGUUUCCCGAGAAAGCCUCUAUGUUGCUCUGGACUCAGAAGAUUUUUUUGUGGUGCAUGCCAAUGGCCUAAAUGUUUCCUUUAAGAUGUGUAUUUGAAGUAGCGGCAGUGUACACACCAUGAAAGCCAACUAGACCAUAAACGACUGCAACAUUGUCUCUCAAAAUGACUUUUUUUCCCCCUGAUAAAGAUCAGUGUCAUACCAAGUUAGAGCACUGAGCUUGUGUUUUUUUGCGCAUGCUCUGGAAAAACAAAAGACUUGAAGAUGCAAAUAUUCUCGUGAAUUGUCGGUGUUUUGUCUGUGGUUUUAUUUUGUGUAGCAUAAGAACCUGCUGAAAAAAAAACUGUAAAGGACGAAACUAUUUUUGUGAGGUUUAUAAUUUAAAAUAACUAUUCCAAAUGUGAAUUGCAUAAAAGAAAUAAACAAAAGAGCUCUUUCAGUAAAAUUCAAGGUAUACAUGUGUGACGUUUCACUGAAAACUCAUUGAGACUGCUCUACUUUUCAUGUGAAAUGAGGUCUAACUGGACUUUUUUUUUUUUACAGCGGAGAAAACAAUUACAAUAUAUCUCAAGAAAUAUAUUACAAAAUUGGCCGGUUGACAUAAAAUUCAUACUAGAUGUUAGUAAUAGCAACUAGUAUGUUGUUGCUUUUUAUGUGUGUAUGAAUCCACAAAUAAAAAGAGAUCUAAUCA